Molecule: messenger RNA, 1887 nt
Organism: Ostreococcus lucimarinus CCE9901
Lineage: Eukaryota; Viridiplantae; Chlorophyta; Mamiellophyceae; Mamiellales; Bathycoccaceae
Exons: 1
Coding region: 1-1887 (628 amino acids)
Biological process (GO): nuclear pore organization
Cellular component (GO): nuclear pore transmembrane ring
Molecular function (GO): protein-macromolecule adaptor activity
Source: RefSeq, a predicted model, not a curated record
AUGGACUCCAAGUGGUUCACGCGCGAUGUCGCGGAGCUGAGGACCUGGCGAAUCAUCGGCGCGUGCGCGUGGUCCACGCUCGCUAUUUUCGUCGCCGUACGUCGCGCUCGCGUCGAUUUGAUUUCGAUUUCGCCAACGUCCGCAUUUGAUUCUCGACGAAGGCGACGACUGACGGAGCGCCAUCGCGACGCGCGCGCACAGGCAUACGCAUACUUCACGUGUGUACACAUUCUUGGUGGUGACUUCCCGCACUGGUCGCGCGUGGCCGUGGCGUUGACGUACGCGGCGACGCAACUGCCAGCGAGCGCGGCGACGGCGAUGUGCGCGAGAGCGAGCACGGCUGAUUUCGUGCCGAACGGCGAAAGGGACGCGUGUGGAAUCGUGCGAGGGGAGAGAAUCGGUGAACGGUUCGCAACGGCGAUGAUGCGGGAUGGGAUGACGAUCGGGGCGUUGGGCGGCGCGUUUGCAUGCUCGGGGAGUUUGGCGUGCUCGCUCGCAGCGAGGACGACGCCGACGCGGGGCUUGGUGGGGAUGAUGACGGUGAACGCGUCCGACGCUACGUUCGCAGCGCAAUUUGGCUGUGUGUUGGGGGUGAUGACAGUGGUGAACUUUUGGUUCAACGAUGGUUUGGUGGUGAAGUUUUCAUCGGUGCAGCGACCGCGCGGGUUGCGGUUGAAACGCGCAUUUGCGCCGUGCGCUCUAAGUGGAUUGAAGCGUUCCCUUUAUGCGUGCGUGGUGCAUAUUUUGGUGGUAAUUGCGAGUCGAUUCCUCGUCCAGCUCAGCGCGAAAUCGUCUCGAGGUUUGUUCUUGGGGUCGAUGUCGUGUUGGGGCGCUGGGGCGCUCGCGAGCGCUUCGUGGGCGCUCGCAAUUUUCUGCGCCGAGAUCGUGCACACCGAGCGCUAUGAGUUCAGACCGCAAAGUUUGACGCAAGGUCCGAAAGUUGCGAGCGAACCUCUGAUGGCGGCUUUGCAUUAUUUCGAAGUUCCGUUCGUGCAGCACUUGGCGUUUGCAGACUUGUGCAACGUCGCCGAGAGCGGUGGACGCGGACGGCGCCAGCUCAUCUACGGCGAUACCCCCGAUGCGGCGUGGUCUGUGGUGAUAUCGAUCGCUCUCGCGCCGUUGGCAUCGAUUUCGCGUUCGGUGAACAAGGCGAUGGACCGCACUAUGUUGGCGGCGUUGCGAGACACGGAUGCGGAUGCGGCGCAAAGGAUUAGUGAAAAGUACGCGCAAAUGAAUACGCCAAAGCCCAAAUUUCGACACGAGAGCGCGCAGACGCAACAAGCGUGGAAUGCGUUGCGUCAAAGCGAGGUGCUCUCGACCGAUGUUGCGGCGCGUGAGUUGUGCACGGUGGUCAAGGCGUACGGGCAAUUGGCGAUUUGGGGCGCGCGCGCUUCGUCUUCGCUCGCCGUCGCCGCGAAAAAGGAAGAUGUUCGCGGAAACGCGCGUUCGAUCAAUCCGUCGCUCAGUGCGAUUGUGCGAACGUUACUUACGGCACAAUUAGCAUGUCGGACGAUCAUCGAGCAAGGUUCUCCUCCCGUGCGCGCCUCCAGUGGGUUCACCUCUAGCGAUUUGGCGUCGACGUCAAAGGCGAAUUCCAUCGUCGCGAAGCGAAACGAGAUCAUCAACAACGUCUUGUACGUUUUAGGAAUCACCGCCACCAAUAGAAAUGAUGCAAACGGUGCUGUGACGCCGGCUUUCACGCCCGCAGUGGAGACUGCGAAGAGAAUAUCGGACACCGUGGAGAUCGCUUUGGGCGCGCUCGUCGUCGAGUACGGCGACGACGUCAAAGUCAUGCUUCGCGAAUCCGAACAAUUCGGGCCGCCAGAGUUCGGCACACCGAACGAGCUGUUUGAUGCCUUAGAAACAAUCGCCACCGACUUGGCGUGA